GGCAAGCUUCAGAACCUUCUUCAUAUUGGGUUAAGACUUGAGAACAAAACUUACACUCACAGGUAACAAUGGAAGAAUAGAAUCCAAUACAGAUCCCAACCUCAACCCACGCUAAAUGCACAUCUUCAUUCUAUCCGGCCAGAGCAACAUGGCCGGUCGCGGAGGCGUCAUCAAGACCUACGACCACCACCUAAAACGGACGACACAGCACUGGGACGGCGUGGUACCGCCGGAGUGCAGCUCUGACCCUUCCACCCACCGCCUCAGCGCCGCCCUCCGAUGGGAACAAGCACACGAGCCCCUCCACGCCGACAUCGACACCAAAAAAGUAUGCGGGGUGGGUCCCGGCAUGAGCUUCGCGAACGCUGUGCGACGGCGCGUGGACUCCCCUUUGGGAUUGGUGCCGUGCGCAGUGGGGGGCACGGCCAUAAAGGAGUGGGCGCGUGGUGAAGAAUUGUACGAGAACAUGGUGAAGAGAGCGAAGGAGAGCGUGAAGGAAGAUGAUAAGAGUGCGAUCAAAGCGUUGUUGUGGUACCAAGGAGAGAGCGACACGUCAAGUGAGGAAGACGCUGAGGCUUACAAGGUCAAUAUGGAGAAUCUCAUCCAAAACGUUCGUCAAGACCUUAAUCUCCCUUCUCUUCCAAUCAUUCAGGUUGCAAUAGCUUCGGGAUCUGAGUACAUGGAGAAAGUGAGAGAGGCACAAAAGGCGAUUGAUAUUUCGAAUGUGAUGUGCGUCGACGCCAAGGGAUUGCAGUUGAAGGAAGAUAAUCUUCACCUAACUACGGAGGCUCAAGUUCAAUUGGGUCAAAUGCUUGCCGAGGCUUAUCUUACACAUUUUCAUCCUUGUUGAAAGUUCAAAAUUCAAAUCCAGAUCUUGUUUGUUUUGUCAUUCUAUCUUGGCGUGUGCUUGUGUUAGUCUCUCUGGUCUCUCUGAAAUUUAGAUCUAAACAAGUGUAAUAAUUGAAAUUAUAAUUUUAAAUUAUUCUAUUAAAAUUAA
Arachis stenosperma is the source of this 997-nucleotide messenger RNA. RefSeq names its product probable carbohydrate esterase At4g34215. The transcript has 2 exons. NCBI's taxonomy places the organism in Eukaryota, Viridiplantae, Streptophyta, Magnoliopsida, Fabales, Fabaceae. The coding region runs from base 116 to 850 and encodes 244 amino acids. The record is from RefSeq and is a predicted model, not a curated record.